CACCACUGUCAGCUGCUGGAAUGUUUGAUGAUGAUGAAAGGCAACUUGGUGAAGGACAUGCUGUGUGUGAUUGCAUACGGCACGUCGGGUGCACGUGCCUCGGCUGCCAAGCUGCUCUUCUACUAUUGGCCCACCUUCAAUUCCAGUCUGUUCGAGCGCAAAGGAGUGCCGCCCAAAUUCACCACCGACUGGACACCAUUCACAUGCCAGCGCGACACGUGCACUAGCGGGGGCAUGGCGGAGGCGGCCAAGGUGUGCUAUGACCACUGCAUCUCCAUCACGUACGCGGCAGAGUCGCCGCCACCCCUCUACCUCUGCAUCGAGUGCGCCAACGAGAUCCACCGCGACCACCCCAACCAGCAAUUCCACGACAUCCUGCAUCCCAUGCAGCAGGCGUCCGUCUCCUGCGAGAACAAGAAUUGCCGUUCAUCAGAUAAGAGUGUAGUGUCGAUCUGCUUCACAAUGGAAUGUGCUAGCUACAACAGCAAUCAUCCGAUCAGAUACUGCAUGCAGUGCCAUGGCUUGAGACACAACAACAAGCGUGGCGGAGACCAUAUAGUGCACAAGUGCCUCCCGAAAGCAUGGCAAAUGGAUGAUGAGAUGCACACCUAUCUCGUUGAAGCCAUCAUCAGUUUGUUGAAGGAGGCGCGACCUUCGACGCCCGACCUGCAGCGCGACCUGACCGACAUCCAGGCCAAGGCGGCCAUGUUGAAUGUGAUCAACAUCAACCCUCUGCCCAACAUCUCGCUGGAGGAGCGUCAGCUGAUGGGUCGCUUCGGCGUCUGGCUGCUCGUCGGCCUCUGCACGCCCAACCCCAAAACGCCCUCCGAAAUCAUCGGUCGGCUCCUCUCCAUGCUCUUCCACUGGUUCCAUGUCACCGCUUACACCUUCGAUGACCAAGCGGAAUGCACACUUGAACGUCUGAAAACAGACUAUGUUUGUGGUUGGUUGUCCGAAGUGUUGGAGUCCCAUCACGACACAUUCGUCUCCUGCCUCCUCCCCCACCCAGCUGAGUAUGCUCGAGUUGGAGGCCAUUGGGAUAUGCUUGUUUCAAGAACAUCGCAUUUGAAAAAUGGUCUCAACCGAUUAUUCUGUCUGGUACCUUAUGAAGUGAUCACUACUAACAUCUGGGAUGAUGUGAUGCCCCAUUGGCUGGAGGCUAUUGUCAAAGAUGUACCCGAGAACGAAUUACCAGAACUGAAAAUGCUGUUGAGUAAAAUCUUGGAUCCAGAUAUGAGUCCUUUGGGGUUUGACGCAAAAAAACUCUACCAAUUCGUCUCAAUCAGAUUCAAACAAACGACGCCAAAAGUUCAAGAGCAAGCUUUGAAUUGGCUACAGGUAUUGACUGCUUUGGAAAUUGUAAUUCCUCUUCAUCUUCUCUUCUCAUUUUUCGAAGAAGGUAUAAAUAGUUUGAAGCAGACUGGUUCUUCCAAUGAAGAAGAGAAGAGAGACGGACGGAAAACUAGCAUCUCUCCUGUUGUUGAAGAUGAGGGUGGUGGAAAUGGUGGCCUUUCUGAUGAUGAGGCGAAAACGACCAGAUCUGGAAUGAGAUAUGACGACAUUGAGCUGAAGCUAUCUUGCUGUGUUCUCAUGCUAGACAUUGUACUCAAGCAGAUGGAGCGUCACGAGGUGGAGCGGUACACGGGCAUGCACACGGUGGUGGCGCAGGAUGUGAGCCGCUUGCUGCAGUCGAUGCUGUGCCUGCCUUGGCUGAGUAGUGCCAGUGGCACCCACGCGCACUCGCACUCACAGUCGCACGCGCCACCACUGCACUCAUGUCCACGCUGCGAUCUCUCCAUCAUCUGGCAUCAGCUGGCGCUGCAUCUGGUCGAGUACAUUGCGCCCGAAAACCUUGCACAUCCACCCGAUCCACCUGUGGAAGACUCGAGCCUGGAGGAGGGUGGCCACGGUCGCAAGAGUCCGCCGGACUCGGAACGGAAGUCGGAGCCGAAGCCGGAUGUUGUCAUCAACAUGCCGCUCAUGGAGAUCCACUCCGUCGGAGGUGUACUUGUCAACAUGCCUCAUAUUAUGACUGCCACAGUGGAAACUGUGGUUGAGCAAUUGGACCUGGCCCCAAUAAUCAUGGCUGAGAGAAUUCCAAUUCCUCAAAUUGCAAGAGCUGUCACUCUCACUGAUGCAGAUGUUGCCACAGCCAAAGUAUGUGUUCAGCGGCACGCUGUGGUUGGGGAGAACGACCAACCUGUCGACUCGCUGGACGAAGACAUGGAUGAUUUCUGGCCGACUUCAGUUGGCAAGUUUAAGUUUUCUAUCGAAGAACUUCCACAGCAACUUCAGUUCAUACAUCAGGUUCUCAAGGAACUAUCGAAGACUGAAUCGCCUGUGGUUCUCUACUAUCUGGUUCAAAGUCUGCAUCUUAUGGUACUGCAUGGUGAUGCUCUCAACAAAGCUACCAAAGACCAUAGAGGCUUCAUUAUUUGGUGUCAAGAGACUUUGCUUAUCAAGAAUCUUUGGGACCUGUGCAAUGCCGAAUACUCUCACAUUUGCGAAGUUUGUGUGCCAAUUCUGCUGCACUGCAUCACUCUGCCAUCCGGCUCCGAUGUUUUCUGGCGAGUCAUCAAAGAAGAAUUCCACACCACCGAUUGGAAAGUGCGCUUUGAUGCAGUUGGGAGAGUGGCAGUGAUUGCUAGAUUCAUGGACUCGACGCCGCUGCGAACAAACCUCCAGCUACAGGCAGCAUUGGCCAAUGCCUUCUGCUAUCUCAUAUCAAGUAUGGACGAUUUGAAUGUGCAAGUGGCACAGAGAGCUACUCUAUAUCUUGGCACUAUCCAUGACACGGCCAUAAAAUCGCUGAUAAUGUGCUUAGAAACGCAGUUUGACAGCGUUAUAGUGGACAGACCAAUGGUUCUGCAGUCAUUGUAUCAGCUGCAUAAUUGUCUCAGCGAUCGAAAAAUACUGACUUGGGAGUUCUUUCUCAAUCGAUUUGAUGCUCUUUUCAUUGAAGCACAAAUAAGUCUAGAAAAAUCUGGAGAUAUUGCAUACCUAAGAGAUCUAAGAAACAAUGAAGUGAACAGUGAGUUGUUUGUGAGGAAACUGCACAGAGCACAGGAAGCACUCUCGCUGUCGGACGGAAGCUCGGCCAAGACGUUGAGUGCCAGCUUUGGCCAGAAGUGGCCCUACAAGAGAACAAUGUCGGCUCCCGCCUCCAUGGUGCCACGGCAAGGCCAAGGCCAGGCUGAUGAAUCGCUAAAACUAAUCAAAGAGCGCGAGAAGAUCUACAGCCGGCAAUAUUCGGCUCCCAUUCUGAAGCGGAAAAGCUCCCGUUUCGGACUAGGUGGGUUUGUUGGUACAAUGACUCCCAAUAGUUCGAAUGUGAUGCCAGAUGGGCAUAUACAUUCGAUAAAUGCAAAUGAUGAUGUAAAUUUGACCGCAUUUUUACACAGAGUUAUUGAUUUGGAAGAAGCCGAUAGAGAAACUAUCCAUUUGUUGGUAUUUUUAUUGAUGCAAUUUUUGUCAAGAUCUGAUCAGGCAUACCCAAGUGAUGAAAAGAUAAUGGCUAAACAUCAACACAUCGUUUUGAGGCAUUUCUAUCUGCUAUUGGGAUAUAAUCUAAGUGAGAAUAAAUUCCAUAUCACACCUACCCGUCUAAGGAGUUCGCCGGUGUUCAAUGUGUUCAUUUCGAACCUGCCACAACUGUUGGACCAGAACCACCUGAUGGGUGGCAUGUUGGUGGCUCCGCAUUGCGCUCUGGUGGCCAACCUGCUGCACUUCUGUCCGGCGCCCCCCCACCUCAGCGACCCCUGCCAGCCCAACCCCACCUACAGCCUCUGGCUCCUCGAGCCACACGUGCGACACUCCUGGCUCAUGGCGCUGCUUGUCCUCCUCUACAAGUAUCAAUACAGUACGUCACCGUUGAGCCAGCAAAUGCAAACUCUAGUUCGCAUUGUGAUCAAUACAUUGGAUUCACAACAUCACGUUUGCAAACACAUUCCACCAACUGUCUACGUUGGAGGCCCACCAUCGCGAUCUAGAGAUGUGAGCCAGCCUUCACUGGGCGUUGAUGGGGAAGGAGGCGGGGGCGGGGACAAGAUGGAGACUCCGCCCCUCUCGCCCAUGUACUCGGGCGAUGGAGCGCAUGCGCCGAAGGGCAAGACCACCGCCAUGUACCACCAGAAGUCUCCCGGCUCCAUGGAGACGCACUGGGAGGAGGACUCCAUCCACUUGACCGCGGCUAUGCGCGCGCAGGGAUCCACUCAUUCAACUGAAGCUGAUGAGACCGAAUCUGAACUAGCGGCUAUUCCAGAGAGUUGUGGAAAAUCUGACAGUACAAUACAUGGAAGCUCACCGGGAUCACUGGAUGAUGAUGAUGCUGACAAAAAGAAAAUUGGGGAUUGCAGUGUGAAAUACAGCCGUCCUGUUUGGAUCUUGGGUAGUGAUGAGUCCACAAAUGAGAAGGUAGCCAGCAGCAACUGCCAGAAGCUAGGCAUCAAAGAAGGCAUGAAGAUGCUGGUGACUUCAUCUCUGUUCAGUGGGGGCGGUCCUAGGCUGCCGCCUCCCCUCCCCACCACUGUGAUGGUAGCUGCCGCCCCCGCCAUACUCCAUCCACCGCCCCCAACCACCCACCUGCCACCCUCCAAUCCCAUUCCUAUUCCUGUUGCAGCUCCUCAGGCGCAACUCCUCGCUCAGGAUAGUAUACAGCACUCUGUCACACCACAAAGAUCACUUGAGAAAGAGCAUUCAUCAGAAAAAGAGGGGGACAGCUGCUCACAGCACGGCUCGCCAAUCCCGCGCCAACAGAGGAGGCUGGCAGAGGGCAACCAGACACCCACCUCGACCUCGUCGUCCACCCCCACCCCCACACCCACCGCGCAUCCGCCCUGGCAGAUCGAAACACCCAUUUCGCACCUCAGAGCUCAGCAGCAACUACAACAGCAGCACGUAGCACCGCCCCCACCACCCCCACAGGAACGACUGCUGCCCAUCGGUGGCGGCAGCAACCACCGCAUGAUCGCCAGGCCCACUCUCGCACGCGCCUGCACCCGGAGCUACGAGGAGACAACCGGCUCCCCGGAGUCCCCCAUGUCCAAGAUGAUGCUCAUGCCACCAAUCGGAUCCCCCAACGAAGUCGACAGUGAAAACAAUCUCUCUCACUCCGAUCAAACCUCAUUGCACAGUGUCUCUCAACUAGAAAUUCCACUUCAAGAACGUCUAUUAGUAUUUGGAAACACAUCCAUCCCCAGCCUAGUUCAACACGUCCACCAGGCUCUCGGUGUUAAAUGCGAUCGCUCUCACAAGUACGGCGAUACAGGUGUUACUACUCAGUCUCCCAGUGAUGUUGAUUCGUUGUCCUACACCAAGCAAGAGAGUUUCGAAAAGUCGGAUACCCCUCAUUGUUUGAGGAGUGUUAGUCCUCGACGUUUACUCAAGCAGUCGCCCGUGAUGUUGGAUUCGCCCCCCGCCAGUCAUCCCCCGCCAGACAUGAUCGAUCCUUUCAGAAGAACUCUGCAUGGGGAAGAUGGCGCACGAGGUCAGCGCCAGAAAUGCAAGAAGGGAGGCUUGUUUUCGAUUGGAAGCCACUUUACCGACCACCCCCGCCGGCCUGGUAAUUGGUGCGCUGGCUCUCAACAGUCCAAAACUGAUCUAGCCACUCAGACGGCUUGUCAUGCAUCUCUAGACUUGAAACAAAGCUCCUACAGAAUAGGUGAUGAUUGUUUAAUCGAUCGUUGUGGCGAGUGUGGAGCUCCAAAAGAGGAGUACAGUGAUGAGGAGCUCGGCUUGUGUAUUGUUAUCAUCGGCACAUUCAUUCAUAGAGAGCCGGCACUAGCCGCCCAAAUGUUGCCCGAUAUUUUGACCAUCAUUGCAAAGUUAGCACUCAGUGCCACUUAUCCUUGGCAGAGUGAGAGUAAUGUCUAUCUUCCGGGUGGUGCAAUCAGUGUUGCCCAUCAAUUCCUGCGUUGUGUUCUGCAUCAACUAGCUCCCAACGGCGUGUUUGUUCAGAUGUUUCAAACUCAUGUUCACGAGACGGCUAGAAUGCAAUUUUUCCGAAGUGUAUCUCAAGCUCUUCUUGAUUUCAAUGAACUGAAUCCGAUAGCCCCUCUACAACUACUUCUAGAGUCAUUGAAUAGUAAGAAAUGUCUGGAAGGUAUGCCGUUAAUUCUUUUCAACAUGGCUUGUUACCUAGAUUGUUUACCGCUUGAGGCUGGCCUGGGCCCUGGUUCUGGAACCUGGAAUGUCCUGUUGGUUCAACUCGAGUUGCUUUUUAGACGUUUAGCUCUCCAACUAUCUUCUCUACAUGAUAUUGUCCCUCUCUUAAGAAUUAUGAUAUCUGUUCUAAGAGUUCCUGGAAUAGCAAAUUGUAAAGGGAUAUUGGAGCCAUUCUCAAAAGUUCUCAGUCAUGCUAUUCAACAUCAUAUACUGAAGUAUCACUUUGUUGUAGAUCUAUGCUAUCUGUGCAAUAAGGCGUUCACAAGAGAACGUGAGAAGCAGGUAUUGACACGGACAGUAGUGUUUGAAUUGGUUCAAGUAUUGAAAUUUAAAACCUCAAUACCAGAUUCCAAUUUCCUACUGUUGAUUAAUUUUAUCCUGCAAGAUGCUGGCGGUUUAUUGCCGCUUGCUGUGGCAAUGGAAGACAAUCCUCCAAUGUUUCCCGAUGGUCCGGUGUUUGCAACAUCAGCUGCAGAAGCAAUGCGCCAUCAUCUGGGUGACGCCGUCGAGUUCUUGUCAGACUUCCAUACGUUGAGCAAGAUUAAAAGUAUCUGUACAAAAAAUGUUGAUGGGAUUGGACUCAACGAAGAUACAAUCGGUGGAAUGCUGAAAAGUGGUGUCGCCCAGUAUGUGGCACUGGAAAUGAUGAGAGGUAAUGGAAGAGAUAACAGAGCUGUAGCACGCAAUUUGCCAUGGCUUUAUAAUAUACCUUCUUCAGCUCAACAAGGCCCUCGCGAGUUUCUAGACUGUGUUUGUCAUGUGAGAAUGUUGUCUUGGUUGUUACUGGGUGCACUAACACACACUUCGUUGCAUACAAGUACAUGUCUGCCCAUACCCCAGGACGCUUCCUGCAAUAUAGCAGAUCAUGUUCAAGUUAUAAUGUCUGGUUUUGCCGAGCAGUCAAAGGCAUCCGUACUGCACAUGUCGGCUCUUUACCACGCGUUUGUCCUCUGUCAACUGUGGACGGUGUACUUGGAGCAUGCAGCCGCCAACAACCUGCCUAGCAGUGAACUUCAUUCGACAACAAUGGGCAUACUGUUUGACUUCUGGGGUAAGGUGACACCGAGCAUUCUGCAACUAAUUCAGUACACAAAAGUGCUGGCCGAAAUGGUGAAUUUGCACUUUUUGAAUCUACUGGAAGCGUUGAUCGAAUGCAAUUCAACCGUUCUGAGUAAACUGAUGCCAGUGUGGAAGCCGAUUCUGCUCUCGAACCAGGUGCAAAUGCCCGCUCAUAUGUUGGUGCGCCUGCAAGCUUGCUGCAACCAGCCACCGGUGGCCGAGGUGAAUGGAAUCGGUGGCACUGCGAAGCAGCCGGCCAACAACAUCCUGCUGCUGCGCUGGCUGCAGAGGCUGCAGUUCAAGAUGGGCCAAAUCGAACUGCAGUCUUCUGUCGCUACAACUUUCUACUCCCUAUGAUAGUAUCUAGACACUAUCAUAAAAGUCUAUGAUAGGUGAAUCAAUUAUUACAUUUGUGAAUGCGAAAAUGCUGCUCACAUAAGACUAUAUAAACUGCUAAAAUAAAUUAAUAGGUUAAUCAAAUAUUCCAAUAGUGAAAGUGAAUAUACUCGUCAGACUAUCAAGUAUAAAGAUAGUAAACAUGUAAAUGAACUACCGUACUAAAGUAGUACAAUAGUGAAAGUGAAUGUUCACAUGAUGAAGUACUGUUUAGAAUAGGUUUUAGAACAGUGAAUGUGAAAGUUCACAUUUUAUUACUAAUAAUAUAAGUAGCCUAAGGGAUAAGUCUUAAAGAUUAAGUCCCCAAUGAUAUUACAAAGAGUGACACUCUUUCAUUCAUCACUGAUAGUAUCUAUGACUUGAAGAUAUUAUCUUCAACGUGAAUGAUCAAAUUAGAGAGUACUCACCUCCAGUACAGGAAUUAGAAUGCAAAUGAUAGAAAAAUUAGUUUUAUUGUACAUACAGUAAGAUUAAGUCCCCAGUUUUCAAUUUUUUUUCAAUUCAAUUUAUUAAUGUCAACAAAAAAUUAAUAUACAAUUCAUACUUACAAACAUAAAAUACAAAUUCUUUAUAAAAUAAUGAAUAUUUACAUGUGAAUAUAUAAUAUAUAUUCAUAUGAAUAAUAUUGUUGCAUCCCUCUUUAAGCAAAGCUUGUGAUGAGGGAUGGUGUAUCUCUAGAAUGUUGGAUAGCAUAAUAAGAUACUAAUAUACAUCGUAAUAUUAAUAACAUAAUUAGAUUUUAUAAUUUUACAUUACAAUAUCAAGAAAAAAAGAAAAUUCCAUUCUCUUAUGCUAUUUUCAUACAAAUGUUGCUCUUGUAAUCAGUAUAGGCCUAAUUGAGAUUCAACUAUAUGUUCUACAUCAAAGAUAAAGAUCACCAAUAUUUAAAAAUAAAACAACAAAUUCUCUUCUGCUCUGUCAUACUAAGUAAGAUAUGUAUUUUAAGAAUAGAAUUGAGAUUUACAAACAGAUUUGAGAAAUAAAUCAAAAUUAGUCUUCAUUUUGUCUCCCUAAUAAGUAGUGUUGAAGAUACUGUCUAAAAGUUUUGAAAGUGAAAGAAUAAUAACAAAUUGGUAUACAUUGGGAUGCUCCUGAAACUUCAAGCAACAGACGGUUUAAAAGUCUAGGACCAUAAUACGCUGCAUGAGCACUGGCAGCCGCUGUUCUACAAGGUGGUUCUAGCAAAAAUUUCUCAGAUUGUCUACGAGUAACAUAGCCGCCAUGAGGGGCUAUAGGGAAUCUAUUGGGCCACGAAUAGACAAAACUAGCUAGGUCAAGAUCAUACAAGUGCUCAAUACUGAGAACAUUGAAUUCUCUAUAGAGCAAAUUUGUUGGAUAUCUAACCGGUUUUUUCAAGCAUAUUUUAAUAAUUUUCUUAUACAAUACUAUAAGAGGCUUAAGAACGGUAACACCACAACCACCCCAGCCAAUUAUACCAUAUCGCACAACUGACUGACUGCACAAGCGCAAAGAAAACCAUUUUAAUUUGCUCAACUGUAAAAAUAUUUCUCAGUUGAACAAACUUAUACAGCGUCUUCCUCAACCUAGAACAUAAAUCAAACUCCCCUGGUUAUCUGGCUGACCUGCUGAGGUCAAAGAAAAUGACACUGCAGUAGUUUUUGCUAUAUUUAAACUAAGUUGAAAUCUAACCAGUUUUUUUAUAACUUUCAAACCCUCAUUAGCUCUACAAAAAACAUCUUCCCAUUUUGAUGCACAGAAACUAGCAACAGUGUCGUCAGCAAAAGAAAACAAAGAACAGCUCUCAAGCUCUAUCUUGAGUAAGUCAUUAAUGUAAAUCAAAAAUAAUAUUGGACCCAGAACUGUUCCCUGUGGCACACCCAUCGUAAUUUCUAAUUCUGAGCUCAUUAUACCAUCAACACCAACCACCUGUGAUCUACAACUGAGAUAGCUUUUGAAGAAACCCAAAGCAACACCUCUAAUCCCAAUACCUUCUAACUUUCUAAAUAAAAUAUUGUGGUCCACUGUAUCAAAAGCCUUCUGGAGAUCAAAAAACACAGCUAUACAUUUUUCUUCCCUGUCCAGUGUUUCAAUAAUUCUCUUAGUAACAUUAUAUACAGUAUCAUUAUAUUACACCCUUACGAAAACCAAAUUGGCAAUUAGAUAAAAUUUCAUAUUUUUCCAAGAAUUCGACCAAACGAGUCUUAACACAUUUCUCAAUCACCUUUGACAAACAUGAAAGCAGAGAAAUUGGGCGAUAGUUCCCUGGAUCACUUUUGUUACCAUUCUUAUGCAAAGGAAUAACAGUGGCCUUUUUCAACUCGUCGGGGAAAA
Messenger RNA from Nilaparvata lugens (brown planthopper), 9909 nucleotides. RefSeq names its product protein unc-79 homolog (gene unc79). The transcript is spliced from 28 exons. Lineage: Eukaryota; Metazoa; Arthropoda; Insecta; Hemiptera; Delphacidae. Bases 28 to 7578 code for a protein of 2516 amino acids. The record is from RefSeq and is a predicted model, not a curated record. Gene Ontology annotation, molecular function: protein binding.